Molecule: messenger RNA, 2078 nt
Organism: Cygnus olor (mute swan)
Lineage: Eukaryota; Metazoa; Chordata; Aves; Anseriformes; Anatidae
Gene: MNAT1
Product: MNAT1 component of CDK activating kinase
Exons: 8
Coding region: 59-988 (309 amino acids)
Biological process (GO): regulation of transcription by RNA polymerase II; nucleotide-excision repair; positive regulation of cyclin-dependent protein serine/threonine kinase activity
Cellular component (GO): transcription factor TFIIH holo complex
Molecular function (GO): cyclin-dependent protein serine/threonine kinase activator activity
Source: RefSeq, a predicted model, not a curated record
AAGGCGGAAGGAGGGAGGGAAGGAGCCGGGGGGGGGGGGGAGGGAGAAGGCGGCGGCUAUGGACGACCAGGGCUGCCCGCGGUGCAAGACCACCAAGUACCGCAACCCCUCCCUGAAGCUCAUGGUCAACGUCUGCGGCCACACGCUAUGCGAGAGCUGCGUGGAGCUGCUGUUUGUAAGAGGGGCUGGGAACUGCCACGAGUGCGAUACCCCCCUGCGGAAAAGUAACUUCAGGGUACAGCUCUUUGAGGAUCCUGCUGUUGACAAGGAAGUGGAAAUUCGUAAGAAGGUGCUGAAAAUAUACAAUAAAAGAGAGGAUGACUUUCCCAGUCUAAGUGAAUAUAAUGAUUUCCUGGAAGAAAUAGAAGAAAUUGUAUUUAACUUGACUAACAAUGUGGAUUUGGAGAACACCAAAAAGAAAAUGGAGCUGUACCAGAAGGAUAACAAAGAAGUCAUUCAGAAAAACAAGAUAAAACUGACGCGGGAGCAGGAGGAAUUGGAGGAAGCUUUAGAGGUGGAACGACAAGAAAAUGAACAAAGGCGACUGCUUGUACAGAAGGAAGAACAACUACAACAGAUGAUAAAAAGGAAGAAUAAACAGGCACUCUUGGAUGAACUGGAGAGCUCCAGCCUUCCUGCUUCGCUGCUUUUAGCUCAGCAUAAGGACAGAUCUACUCAGCUAGAAAUGCAACUGGAAAAACCCAAACCUGUCAAACCAGUCACGUUUUCCACUGGCAUCAAAAUGGGUCAGCAUAUUUCGUUAGCUCCCAUGCAAAAGCUAGAGGAAGCUUUGUACGAGUAUCAACCUCUGCAAGUGGAGACAUAUGGACCACAAGUUCCAGAGCUUGAAAUGCUGGGAAGGCUGGGGUAUCUCAACCACGUACGAGCCGCCUCUUCGCAGGAUCUUGCUGGGGGCUACACUUCUUCCCUGGCGUGUCACCGAGCCCUACAGGAUGCUUUCAGUGGUCUCUUCUGGCACCCCAGUUAGCCAGCUUACGCCAGCCUGCGAUGAAGGGACACUAAACGGAGUGGGAAGCAAGUCAAGCCAGCAAAGGUUGGGUAAAAUUGCUGCCAUCUGCACAAUGGCUAAGCUGCAGUCACUUUUCUGUGUAAAACCAGCUGUGUUUAAGUGUUAAAGGGAAAAAAAAAGUCUACAGGAGAGCUUUGUAAAAUGGUAGAUACAUUUUUGCGGAGGGGGAAACUCGUUAGUCAUGUGGCACUUUGCUGAGGGAGGCUGAAGCAAUAAGCCACAUCUAAUGGAAGACGUGAAUAACUCAGCUGUGUAUGUUUGAGGUUUAAAAAAAUACACUUGUAAAUUUUUUUAAAUAAAGCCAGACUUUUUUAUUAAAGUUUGUGGUUUCAUUCUUAUUGCAGGGUUUUAUUUGCACAAGCAUUUAAAUGCCAUUUUGAUUAUAACAUUUAGUGUCAAUAUUCAAGCCUACGUUUUCUUCCCAUAAAACUAGUUUCCCCAGUUCAGGCAAGUGGGUUUUUCCUCCUGCCAGCUGGAUGAGACGAGAAACCCUGGAACUGUGCUGACACAAGUGUUAUGUAGGAUCCAUCUUGAUGUCACUUGGUUGUUACCUUUGACUGGAAAAUGAGCAAAACCUGUAGCUGCAAGUCUUCCAACUGUGUUCCUCUAAAGCAAUCUAAGAUGCCUUUAUAUAAAGCUGGUUCAUUAAAGUAGUCGAAAUUGGUUUAUUUUUUCCCUAUUUAGCUCCAUUUGCAACUUCUCUGUCAAGUGUUUGGGAUCUUCUUUUGGCAGGAGCAUCCCUUUGUCUGGCUUUUGGGAUAAUCCUUCCCACUUGAGCUGCUGCUUUGAUAUACCCCCUCGCCUCACUUAGUGGCAGAACGUAUACUGAUUGCAGCAGAAGCGGGGUUCCUGUCUCGGGAUGUUUUUUCCAUGAAUAUGUAUAAAUUGCAGGAGGCUGGAAACCACUCAGGACAAUGAGCACCUCUAGAGUAAAGCCUGGGCUGUGUUUUAUAGGUCAUCCAUUAAUGGUCGUUGAAUACUGCUCUGAGGAGUGUACUAAAUGAAUGUAUUUUUUGCUAUGUUGUAAUAAAGAGAAGAAUAAGCUCUA